Zasmidium cellare ATCC 36951 is the source of this 1074-nucleotide messenger RNA. RefSeq lists its product as uncharacterized. Gene Ontology annotation, biological process: meiotic DNA integrity checkpoint signaling; telomere maintenance; nucleotide-excision repair. Lineage: Eukaryota; Fungi; Ascomycota; Dothideomycetes; Mycosphaerellales; Mycosphaerellaceae. Gene Ontology annotation, cellular component: nucleolus; checkpoint clamp complex; site of double-strand break. Bases 1 to 1074 code for a protein of 357 amino acids. The record is from RefSeq and is a predicted model, not a curated record. The transcript is spliced from 2 exons.
AUGCGGUUCAGGGCGAGUAUCCAGAACAUCCACACCUUCACCAAGUUUACUGCAUCUCUAGCCACACUUGGUCACAUCGCCUGGGUCAGAUUGGAUGAGAAAGAUGUCCGUUUUACAGUCAUUCCCGAACAAGGCACCCAAGUAUGGUCAGUUCUAUCAAUCGACACGAUAUUCGAGACGUACACAAUACAGUCAGCGGCGCCGGACAACACCAUCAAUCUCGAAGUCCCACUUGCACCUCUGCAGAGAGCGUUGAAAAGCGCCCAGAAUGCAGUUGCAGCCAACAUUCGCCUUACGAAAAAGGACAACAUUCCUCUACUUUCUGUCACUAUCACAACUCAGACGAUGAGCAGCAGCGCCCCGCCUGGCACCAACGGUCACGCGAGUUCCGACGAGCCUAACAGCACUGGCUUCGGGACUGGCGAAGAGUUUCGCGAAGAGAGCGUCGACUUCUUCGGGGCGAGACAAGAUCGAGAAACUCUUGUCACUCAAGACGUUCCUGUCAGGGUUCUCGCACCAGCUUCCGUUGAAGGCUUGCACGAACCUCGAUGUCGAGAGCCCGAUGUUCAUAUCGUGCUGCCGAAUUUAAUGCAACUCAAAGGCAUCAGUGACCGCUUCACCAAGCUCGCAAUGACGACCAAAGGUGCAUCAAAAAGUGGUUUUGGCAGCGCUGUUUCUGGGCCGAAGCUGGAGCUCAGUGGCAACAUGCACGGCUGUCUGCGACUCGUACUCAAUACCGAUGCCAUGCGCAUCAACAGUCUCUGGACAGGGCUCGAAAACCCCGAGCUAGACCCUUCGCAGGUCGUGGACGGAGAAGAAGGACUGGCAAACCACCCGAGCACACGAAUGAAGGCCGUGGGUGACUCUUCAGGGCAAAGCGAAGAAGGCUGGGCGACAGUCAGGGUCGAAGGCAGAGACUGGGGUCGCGUGCUCAGCGUGGGCAGGCUUGGUGGUAGGGUAAUUGCAUGCUUCUGCCACGAGCAUGCGCUGAUACUUUAUGUGUUCCUCAACGGCGACGAGCCAGGCGGAGGAGAUUCGGUGUUGACGUACUACAUAUCCUCGUAUGCGACGUAG